Bradysia coprophila is the source of this 1947-nucleotide messenger RNA. RefSeq names its product septin interacting protein 3 (gene sip3). Gene Ontology annotation, molecular function: ubiquitin protein ligase activity. Gene Ontology annotation, biological process: proteasome-mediated ubiquitin-dependent protein catabolic process; ERAD pathway. Gene Ontology annotation, cellular component: endomembrane system. The record is from RefSeq and is a predicted model, not a curated record. NCBI's taxonomy places the organism in Eukaryota, Metazoa, Arthropoda, Insecta, Diptera, Sciaridae.
UAAAUGGAAGAAAAUGACAGUAAUGUCGAUAUCGGUAGUGCAUCAACAUACGUGUGUUUUUAAAACUAUUUUGAAGAUUACAAAAAUUUUCCCUUUUACAAGUCUAACAUCCAGCCGAAUAUUAACAUUUUCUUUGAGUCGAUCAGCCUAGUUGUGGCUGCAACCAUAAAGAUGAGAGGUCUUGCUUUAUCGCUGAUGACCAUGUCGCUGACGGCGGUAGUGGUCUUUAAUGCCUAUUAUCAGAAAAAGCAAUUUUAUCCCUCUGUUGUGUACAUAACAAAAUCCAAUCCGUGCAUGGCUGUGAUAUACAUUCAAUCACUUGCACUGGUACUGAUGAUGGGGAAACUAAUGAGAAAGAUUUUCCUGGGAACACUGAGAGCAGCCGAAUUUGAACACUUAAUGGAACGAUUCUGGUACGCGCUAACCGAAACCUGUCUGGCGUUCACAGUAUUCCGCGACGAUUUCAAUCCGAAAUUUGUGGCUUUGUUUACGGUGUUGCUGUUUCUGAAAAGUUUCCAUUGGCUGGCAGAGGAUCGUGUGGAUUAUAUGGAACGAUCGCCAAUUAUCGGUUGGUUAUUCCAUUUCCGAGUGUCGGCACUGUUGACUGUUCUGGGUCUGCUGGACUACAUGAUGAUCUCGCACGCCUACUAUUCUACCGUAGCCAAAGGUGCCACCGUUCAAUUAGUGUUCGGAUUCGAGUACGCAAUUCUGAUCACCAUGGUAAUCAAUACCAUGAUCAAGUACAUCCUUCAUGGAGCUGAAAUGAGAGCCGACAGUCCAUGGGAAAAUAAGGCGGUUUUCCUGUUGUAUACCGAAUUGGUCAUCGGAUUGAUACGAGUGGUUUUGUACGUUUUGUUUGUGGUCAUCAUGGUUCGCAUCUACACAUUGCCGUUGUUUGCAUUCCGACCGAUGUACUACACCAUGAGAAAUUUCAAGAAAGCACUGAACGACGUCAUACUAUCACGACGGGCGAUCAACAACAUGAACACUUUAUAUCCCGACGCAACUGCCGAAGAGCUGUCACAAUCGGAUAGUAUUUGCAUCAUCUGUCGAGAGGACAUGGUUCAUAGCUCGAAAAAACUGCCCUGUGGUCACAUAUUCCAUACAGCCUGUCUACGUUCGUGGUUCCAGCGCCAGCAGACAUGCCCCACUUGUCGACUCAAUAUUCUACGAACGACAACACGGCCAGCAACAGCUAACGUUCAAAAUGAUCCCAAUGCGAAUCCACCGAAUCCGGUUGCACCAGAUGCUAAUCCUAUUCAAGGCAUCCCACCGAAUCAGAAUAUGCCUCAAGCCGGCCCAAAUCCAUUUGCAAAUCUUAUUCCGCCGCCGGGAGUUAUGUUCCCUCCGACUCAACCGUUCAUUCCACCGUUUCCUAUGCUACCGCCAUUUAUGAUGCCUCCGCCGAUGCCACCAAAUUUGGACACGUUAAGCGAAGAUGAGAUAAGGGCUCUGGAGGGAACAGAACGACGGAAUGUCGAGGCGAGAAUAAAGUUGCUCCGAAACGUUCAACUGAUGAUGGAUGCAUCAUUCGCCUUGAUGAAUCAAUAUGCAGCGAUAACAGCAAAUAUUGCUGUAAAUGAAACCGCUCCACCAUCUGCUGUACCAUCACCAGCACCAGCAGCAGCAGCAACACCUAUCGAAAUUGCGGAAGCCACAAAUGUGACGGUGGAAAAUGUAGCAGCCAAAGUAAUCAGUUCGUCGGCAACUGACGUGAACAUGCCGAGCACGUCAGCCGAAGCUAAGAAACGGAAUCAAGAAGACUUAAUAAAAAUCGAAGACCUCGGUAGUGAUGACCAAGAUGAAAUUUGUAGCGCAAAUUUAAGAGGCGAAACGUCCGAGGCCAGUGAAUUGCGCCGAAGGCGCUUGCAGAAGUUUCUACAAACCGAACAAAAAAAUUGAUUUCCUGCUUGGAAUGUGGAACCUCAAAGUAAAUUAAACGAAAAA